Messenger RNA from Cylicocyclus nassatus, 376 nucleotides. NCBI's taxonomy places the organism in Eukaryota, Metazoa, Nematoda, Chromadorea, Rhabditida, Strongylidae. The record is from the annotation of a GenBank genome assembly.
AGCAAUAUUCUUGUACUGAUAUGGAGCAAUCCACAAGUAAACGAAGACUGAAGGCUGGUGAAAAUAGCAGUGGCGCUGAAGUAACAUCUAAACCAUCUCAUGAACGCAGAUGAAACGAAAAGACAAAGUGAGUGCUUAUGAACGAGCGAAGAGGGUAUACGAGCAGAUACAAGAGGACAAACGAAAGGAAAGAUUGGAACGGCAACAGGAAAGAGAACAGAGACAAGCAGCUUUGGAAAAAUAUGAGAAAGCUAAGAAGAAGACGAAUAAGGUGUUGCGCAAGCGUAACAAAAAAGGACAGCCAAAUUUGGGUGCACAGAUGGAGGUAUUACUUGAAAAAAUACAGCGGAAGGUUACCUAGUAGUCUUAUCCUGUU